GCCAUUUCCGGGCGGGGCGGCGCCGGGCCCAGGCCGCCGCCAUGCCGAUGAAAGGCAGGUUCCCCAUCCGGCGGACGCUGCAGUACCUCAGCCAGGGCGACGUCAUCUUCAAGAGCUCGGUGAAGGUGAUGACCGUUAACUACAACUCGGCAGGAGAGCUGAGCGAGGGCGCCAGGAAGUUUGUGUUCUUCAACAUCCCUCAGAUCCAGUACAAGAACCCCUGGGUGCAGAUCAUGCUGUUCAAGAACAUGACUCCGUCGCCCUUCCUCCGCUUCUACCUGGACAAUGGAGAACAAGUUUUGGUUGACGUGGAAGAUAAAACCAACAGAGAGAUAACAGAGCACAUUAAAAAAAUCCUGGGGAAAAGCAAAGAAACACUUGAAAAAGAGGAAAGAGAAAGGAGGAAACUAUCACAUCCAGCAACUUUUGGGCCCAAGAAGUACCAUCUGCGAGAAUGCAUCUGUGAAGUUGAAGGCCAAGUUCCCUGCCCUGCUGUUGUGCCACUACCCAAAGAGAUGAGGGGAAAAUACAAAGCUGCUGUGAAAGACGAAGCAUCAGCCUGACCGCUCACGUCAGACACUUGGCUUUGCUCAGACCGCAAUGAUCAAGGUGCUUCAGGGGCAGGCAAGAGCUAACAGCUCCUGGAAAUAGAGUCAAGCAAAUUGGUGUCACACAUAUAACUCUUAAGUCUUCUUUCAGCUACAACCAGAAUAGUCAAAGUGAAAAAUAAAUAAGUUAAAACCUCAGCUUUUUUUUGGUGCCAGUUUUACAAAGCAUUACAGGCAACACUGCGUGAAAGGAAGCCAGAACAACUAGAGCCCUAUUUCCUACUCCUGCCUGCACAUGCAAGGUUGAGGUGAAAACAAGAUGCUGUUUGCUGUGGGAUUCACAACAGGCUGAAAAGUCCAAAGCACAGAAUUCCACAAUGUAUACAAUGCAGUACAGAGGUGUUUCUCCUGUCUCAUGCUAACUGCAGCCAGCCAAGUGG
Molecule: messenger RNA, 988 nt
Organism: Dryobates pubescens (Downy woodpecker)
Lineage: Eukaryota; Metazoa; Chordata; Aves; Piciformes; Picidae
Gene: MRPS25
Product: mitochondrial ribosomal protein S25
Exons: 4
Coding region: 42-563 (173 amino acids)
Cellular component (GO): mitochondrion
Molecular function (GO): structural constituent of ribosome
Source: RefSeq, a predicted model, not a curated record